CAUACAGAUCACAUUCCCCCCACAUUACUAUUCGUCACGUUUACGAUCACGAUCACGAUUCCAAUCCAUUUUCCUUGACUUCUCUUUCACUCUCUCUCCCUCUUGGGCUCAAACACUUUUCGCCCCAGUUCGAAUUUAAUUGAACUUAAUUUUUAAACUCGACUUGCAAUCUUUCUUCUUCUAACAUACUGGCCUCACUGUCCCCGAUCGUUCCCUUUCGUGUCUUCGGAUCUUUCUCCUGCUCGGCCGCAUCCGUCACCCCGCCUAUCCAGUCCUCCUCCGCUGGUGACCGCUCGUCCUUUUUCUGAGCUGUCUCAGUAGCUAGUACAUCCAUGGAUAACGCAAACCUCUGGACCCGAAGAUCUAACGCUUCCAAGCUGUCCCUGUCGAUGACAGGGUCGGACGGCGCUAGAGUUGAACCCCCCCGCGCCUCGAAACGCUUCGGCCCAGAUAGCUCCCACGGUGGUCGAUCCAACCCUUUCAACGCCCUGUCGCCUUUGUCUGGUGGCGUCUCCUCACCCUCGACAAACGCUUCCUCCGCAUUCGGCCUGGGCUCCGGCGCUUUCGCGUCUUUUGGAGCUCCCAAGACCCCCGGUGCUUCCGACCUCAAAACUCCUGGAUUUGAAAAACGCGAAAAUCCUGUCGAUCAGGAACUGGCCGCGGAGAGCGCCAAAGCCAAGGCUGCACUCGCCGCGAUCAAAGAGCAUCCACUCAAGUCCACAUGGGUGAUCUGGUACCGCCCGCCGACUCCGAAGUACUCCGAUUACGAAAAGUCCACCGUCCCUCUUGCGGCAAUAUCCUCGGUCGAGAGCUUCUGGUCCGUGUACUCGCACCUCAAGAGACCCUCUCUCCUUCCUACCGUCUCCGACUAUCAUAUCUUCAAGAAGGGCAUUCGUCCCGUCUGGGAGGACGAUGCCAACAAAAAGGGUGGCAAGUGGGUGGUGCGGUUGAAGAAGGGCGUGGCGGACCGGUACUGGGAGGAUCUGCUCUUGGCUAUGGUUGGAGACCAGUUUGCGGAAGCAGGCGACGAGGUUUGCGGAGCUGUUCUGAGUGUGCGUAGUGGGGAGGAUGUGCUGAAUGUGUGGACUCGGAUCGAUGGGGGACGGAACAUCAAGAUUCGUGAAACUAUCAAGCGUCUACUCAACUUCCCUUCCGACACCAACAUUGUUUGGAAGAGUCACGACGACAGCAUUGCUCAACGUUCGGCGAUCGAUCAGGCUCGCCAGGACAAGGCCACUGGCAGCACAGGGCACCAUCACCACCAUCAUCACCACAACAACCAACAACAUCACCAUCAGCAGCAGCUAGGCGGUGAUCGCCGACGAACGGGGGCCACCGAUGAGUCGGAUAUGAAAGGCAAGGCGGCGUUCUCUUGAUCGUCCUGCUUUCUCCUACUCACUUCUUUCUCUUUUCUCUCUUUUCAGCCAGCCUGGGUCAUAUGGGUCAUGUAUAGUAAAAAAAGGAAACCUUUUUUUUCUUCGCACAAAACUCAUUGGGACGAAUUGGGAUCGGGGGCAU
Molecule: messenger RNA, 1518 nt
Organism: Aspergillus saccharolyticus JOP 1030-1
Lineage: Eukaryota; Fungi; Ascomycota; Eurotiomycetes; Eurotiales; Aspergillaceae
Product: eukaryotic translation initiation factor 4E
Exons: 3
Coding region: 333-1376 (347 amino acids)
Biological process (GO): translational initiation
Cellular component (GO): cytoplasm; eukaryotic translation initiation factor 4F complex
Molecular function (GO): RNA 7-methylguanosine cap binding; translation initiation factor activity
Source: RefSeq, a predicted model, not a curated record